AUGGCAACCAAAGGCAUGGGUAAGAGAAAUGCAUCACAUGCAGCUUGUAUUGAAAUCGAGCGAGAAGCACUUUUGAAAUUCAAAGAAGUGCUUGUUGACCCAUCAAACCGUCUCUCAUCAUGGCUCGUUGGGACAGAUUGUUGUAAAUGGGCUGCAAUUCGUUGCGACAGCUUAACUGGACAUGUCAAACAACUCAACCUUGGAAAUAGGUUUGUUAAUUGGAAUACUUUGAAGGAGAUGAAUUCUUUUCUCAAUGAUAAGUUGAAGGGAAGUUUAAGUGACUCGAUCUUAAAUUUGAGCCAUAUAAGUCGUAUCGAUCUCAGUUAUAAUGAUUUCGGAGGGAUUCCGAUCCCAAGCUUCUUUGGUUCACUAACAAGUUUGAAUUAUCUUAACCUCACAAGUUCAGGGUUUCAAGGAUUGGUACCUUAUCAGCUUGGAAAUUUAUCUAACUUGCAAUAUUUGAGUUUGCGAGGUAAUUUUCGAUUUCUCGAUGACGCUAAAUUAUUGUAUAGUGAAAACCUUCAAUGGCUUCAAGGUCUUCGUUCAUUGUUGAGUUUGGAUUUGAGCCAAGUAAACCUUAGUAAAGUGUCUAAUUGGUUGUUAGAGAUCAAUAAGCUUCCUUAUCUAGUAGAACUUCACAUGUCUGGCUGUGAGCUCAAUCAUAUUACACCUUUGAGCCAGGUGAAUUUCACUUCACUCUCAAUUUUUGAUAUUUCAUAUAACAACUUCGGUUUGUUCUCUAUUCCAAAAUGGAUGUCAACUGUUGGUAGCCUUGUUUCAAUUGAUCUAUCUGGAUGUGAUUUUCUUGGUUCUUUUCCUAAAGGCUUUUCAAAUUUAACAUCCCUUGAGAGUCUCAUCUUACAAUAUAAUAACUUAAAUUCCACACUACCAGAAUGGUUGUUUAGUCUUCCAAAAAUUUCUUAUUUAGACCUAAGGUCAAAUAAUUUUGAAGGCCCAAUUCCAAAUAAUUUUCAAACCUUAUCGACUGUUACAUAUCUUGAUCUUUCAUUCAACAAUUUCACUUCAACCUCCAUUCCCACUUCUUUCUAUUCUUUCCAUAAUCUUCAAUAUUUGUACCUUAUCUCUCUUGACUUACAAGGGGAGAUCUCACCCCACAUUGCCAACCUCACUAACUUAGUGCUUAUUGACCUUUCAAACAAUAAACUUGAAGGGAGUACACCAAAAUCAAUGGGAUCUCUUUGCAACUUGAACACCAUUUAUUUGUACCAAAAUAAUUUUAAUCGAAAAUUAUCUGAAUUUUUUGACAGCUUUUCUGGGUGUCUCGCAAAUAGUUUGAUGAACUUAGAUUUAAGUAGGAAUAAUAUUUCAGGUCAUUUGACAAAUAAUCUUCCAAAGUUAAGAAGUUUGAGAUACCUCGAUCUUUCAAAUAACUUCAUUUCUGGUCCAAUUCCAGAGUCGAUACAAAAUUUAGGUUCAAUGAGUUUUUUGGAUCUUGCUGAAAAUAAAUUAAAUGGAAGUCUUCCAAAAAGCUUAGGAUCUAUGUCGAGAUUACAAACACUAAGCAUUUCAAAUAAUUGCAUGGAAGGCAUGGUAUCUGAAGUUAGCUUUGCCAAUCUCGUGAACUUGAUAGACUUAGAUCUAUCAGGGAAUAAUUUAACUUUGAAUUUCUCUAAUGGAUGGUCUCCUCCUUUUAAGCUUUAUCGAUUACAUUUACGUUCUUGCAACUUAGGUCCCCAAUUUCCCAUAUGGAUCAAACCACAAAAUAUGGUUUUUUCUAUUGAUUUGUCUAAUACCGGAAUUUCGGGCAUGGUUCCACAUAUGUUUUGGAGCUUUCCUAAUCCAAAUUUUUCUUCUUCGUACUUAAAUCUCUCUCACAACCAAUUGUCAGGUCGAGUCCCUAGUUUUGUUCUUACCUUCAGCAACAUAUACCUCGCUUCCAAUAAAUUUCAUGGCAGCUUGCCUCGCAUAUCCUCCAACGUUUUGGAGUUUGAUCUUUCCAAUAACUCGUUCUCAGGAAACCUUGAUCACUUCCUUUGUCAUUCAAGAGAAACCAAUCAAUUAAACCUUCUUUUUCUUGGACACAAUCGUUUAUCUGGAAGAAUUCCUGAUUGUUGGUCAAAAUGGACAUCCUUAAUGUUAGUGAAGUUGAAUAACAAUGAUUUGUCUGGCAAUUUACCAAACUCUAUGGGUAGUCUAACCCAACUAAUGUCAUUGAACCUACGCAACAACAAUCUUAUUGGAGAAAUUUCAUCUCACUCACCUCUACAAAAGUGCUUUCAAUUGAUGUCAUUAGAUCUUGGUUUCAAUGCAUUUCGUGGAAGCAUACCACCUUGGAUUGGUACAAAUUUGUCAAACCUCGUGCUUCUUGGCCUUCGAUCCAAUCAAUUUAGUGGUCUAAUCCCACACCAACUUUGCAAUCUCUCAUCGCUUCAAAUCUUGGACAUUGGGAAUAACAAUUUAACUGGCCAGAUACCACAUUGCUUUGGUAAUUUUCCAGUUAUGGCUACAGAAUGGCGUUUUUCAAGUCAAAUUUUUUACUACGUUAGUGGUUCUAGUUUUGAAGUUUUUGAGCAAGCAUUUGUCACCACCAAAGGAAAAGAAUUCGAGUACCAAAAAAUACUUGGCCUUAUGACUAGCAUGGACCUUUCAUACAAUAAUUUAUCCGGAGAAAUCCCUGAAGAAAUUACAGCUCUCUUUGGCUUGAUAUCUUUAAAUCUCUCCGGGAAUAAUUUAAGAGGAAAUAUUCCACAACACAUUGGAACGAUGAAAAGCAUAGAGUCUCUUGACUUGUCAAGGAACCAACUUUGGGGGCAAAUACCCCAAAGCAUGUCCAACUUGACAUUCUUGAGUUACUUGAAUUUGUCUUACAACAACUUGUCAGGUCAAAUUCCAAGCAGCACACAACUCCAACGCUUAGAUCCAUCCAGCUUUCUUGGAAACCAUUUAUGCGGGCCUCCACUAAUCAACAGUUGCCAAAUGGAAGGGAACACUCCAAAUGUAGAAACGGGAGAACCAAAAGACGAAGGUGAUGAAAAUCAUAUAAUUGAUGAGUGGUUUUAUUUAAGCAUAGCACUUGGUUUCAUUUUUGGGUUUUGGGGGAUUUGGGUUCCUCUUUUGAUUAGUAAAACUUGGAGGCAUGCCUAUUUUAGGCACCUUACUUUCAUAUGCCACAGGUUGAACUAA
Benincasa hispida (wax gourd) is the source of this 3144-nucleotide messenger RNA. RefSeq names its product receptor-like protein EIX2. The record is from RefSeq and is a predicted model, not a curated record. Lineage: Eukaryota; Viridiplantae; Streptophyta; Magnoliopsida; Cucurbitales; Cucurbitaceae. Gene Ontology annotation, molecular function: protein binding.